CGGUGUUCCAGUUCAUCCCAAAGGUGUUCAGUGGGGUUGAGGUCAGGGCUCUGCAGGACACUCGAGUUCUUCCACUCCAACCUUCACACACCAUGUCUUCAUGGAGCUCGCUUUGUGCACAGGGGCAUUGACAUGCUGGAACAGGUUUGAGUCUCUUACUGUAGUUCCAGUGAAGGGAAACUGUAAAGCUACAGCAUACAGAGACUUUCUAUACAGUUGUGUGCUUCUAACUUUGUGGCAGCAGUUUGGGGAAGAACCACAUAUGGGUGUGUGAUGGUCAGGUGUCCACAUACUUUUGGUCAAAAUUAUAUAUAUGAUCCUAGAAAUACUGUAUGUGAAUCCUUUCAGAAUGAUGUAGCAUUAUAGCAACUGAUUUUGUUUAUUUAAUUACUAUCAACAUAUUUUUAAAGUGUCUACAAAAGUGUGCGGGCAAAAGUUUACAUCCCCAACUGUUUAUGGGUUUAAAAAAAGGAAAAGAAAAAGCGCGUUCACGUGAGCCGUCACUCCCAAAACGUGCUCGUUCCUGCUUGCAUGCGUGAUGACGCAACACGUCAGCUUUUUCCGCUUUCCCUAAUUGGUAACUGACGGACGGUAAAGAUGGCGCCCAAGCCGCUCGUGUGUUUAACUACUAAGGAAAGAUGACGGUCAUAAGCACAGGAGCGUACUUUACAGCUGCGUCAUUGACGGUGUAGAGUUAGGAGAGUUUAGGACUAACACUUGAGCGGCUUGUUGACUUGUUAGAAAGCCAUUUUUCGGGCUGUAGUUGGUGCUGCUGCGCCCCAAUGGAGGACAUCAACUCGAACAUCAACGCGGACCUGGAGGUGCGGAAGCUUCAGGACUUGGUCAAGAAGCUCGAACAGCAAAACGAGCAGCUCCGGAGUCGCUCCGCUCUGCUGUCGACGUCCGGAGGCUUGGCGGCCAACGCUAGACCCCUGAGCGCGGGCUACGACUCGGCGCUGUCGGCGGGAGCGGUGGCGGUGGCGGCGGCGGCGGGGCUGGCGGGCUUCACCGGGGCGGGGUUCGGCGGCAUGCGGGGCUUCGGCGGAGCGGCGCCGCUGGAGAACUCGCGCUGUCUGAGCCCCAGGCGCUCGUACCAUGGGAGCUACGGGUCGCCUUAUGACUGCGACGCCUCUCCCGCUGCCACAAACACCGGCGGCGGCAGCAGCCCGUAUUACCACCGCGAGUCUGUGGACUACAGCGAGGACCGAGAGUCUUCUGUCCUGGACGAGGUGGAGAUCCUGGACCUGGAGGACAUGGACUGUCUGAACGAGGACGAAGACAGCUGGUUGUAUGAGGCAAAGCUGAACAGCCCUCUCCAGAAAGCACUCAGUCCGAUCGUGUGGUGUAGACAAGCCCUGGACAACCCCAGCCCUGACAUGGAGUCAGCCAAACGCUCCCUUCUCCACAGACUCGACCUCACCAUGACAGCGAAUAAGAGGCGGAGUCUGUACGGCAGUACCUACAGCCCUCAGGUGGCUUACGGAAGCUCGUGCAGUCCAAACGCAGCCAACAGCCCGUACAGCAGUGGCUUCAACUCCCCUUCCUCCACUCCCUCCAGAGUGCCUAUCGUCAAGCAACUAGUACUGCCUAGUAGCACAGGUUAUCAGCGUGGCUCAGUGGACAGAAACCCCCCAGCGGUGAGCCCUCAGUCGUCAGUGGACAGUGAGCUGAGCACUUCUGAGAUGGACGAGGACUCCGUGGGAUCUUCCACCACCUACAAGCUCAAUGAUGUCACCGAUGUGCAGAUUCUCGCCCGCAUGCAGGAGGAGAGCCUACGUCAGGACUACGCUGCAACAGCGUCACGCCGCAGCUCGGGCUCCUCGUGCCAGUCCCUGAGGCGUGGAACGCUCAGCGAUCAGGAGCUGGACGCACAGAGUCUGGAGGAUGACGAGGAGGCAGCGAUGCCCAUGGCCUACCACCACCCACCCAUCACGCGCUUUAGCCCCUCCCCUCGCGUCUCGCCCCGCGUCUCUCCUCGCCACUCUCCUCGCUCGCGUUCACCCGCUCGUGCCUCGCCACAGCCAAUCAUGAGCCGCCUGCAGCAACCCCGCCUCUCACUGCAGGGCCACGCCCAUGAGCCACACACAAACGCCAUCAAGAACGAAGAGAAAUUACGGCGCAGUCUUCCAAACCUAACACGUUCCAGCUCCGGCCCUGCUGCCGAACCUGUCAAAAACAGCCGCAGCUGCGAGUCCAACCUGCAAGUGCCAAACGGAUCCCCCCGACACCAGAGCCAGUCAGCCACAGCGCAGCACCAAAGGCUCUCCGGGCCGGCGCGCGCCUCCCCGAAACCCAAAGAGCGGCUGCAGAGCCCCACGUCUCUACGAGUUCCCCCUAGCAGUAAGUUGCGCACACCGGCAGCACCAUCACCUCUCGCCCUGCGACAGCCCAUGAAGGUGGUGUCUAAUCCUGGUUCAGUCACUACCACGCCCACUCGCUCUCUGGCCCCGCCUCGUAGUGCUCUGCCUCGCCCCAGCGGCCCUGCUGCCGGGGGUUUACCUGUGCCUCGCAGCAAACUGGCCCAGCCUGUGCGCAGGUCUCUGCCAGUUCCUCGCACUUACAGUGGUAUCAGGGAUGAGAGCUGGAGAGAGGGAUGCUACUGAGAAGCCUACAGCACAGAGACGGACUGUCCGACCUGGCACUUUACUGAUCGACACAAACGAGCAAGAGUUCCACUCUUACUAUCCCCAUACAAUCAGCGCUGAAAGGAAAUUCUCACAUCAGUGAGGAUACUCAUAUCAUGGCUGGCUGGAAAUCAGUGAAUGCCAAAGAACCUGACUGAGAUGUACACUUUCUGCCACAGGGCUGCGCUCACACUCCAACCGAACAGCUCCUACAGAGAGAACAGAUCGAACCCAUCUCUCUCUAAUAAACUAUUAAACAGCUUAUUGUCACGCUCUGCUUCUGCACCCUGCGAAGGAGACCCUUGACUAUCGCUACUUGCGUAUUAUUUUAUUUUCCCUGUAACGGGCCUGUUGCAAUCUUGUCCGGGUGGAAUAUUAUGUGAAACUAUUCUAAUGGUGUUUCACGAUGUGUAGCUUGAUGGCCAUCCCUUAAAAAAAAAAAAAAAAAAAUGGCUGUAUGGUGAUCAAACCCCUUAGUGUCUUUCAGCGGGAAUGUCUUGUCAUUUCUAUGUGACAAUUAUUUAUUUAGAGAUCAUUAUGUAAAAGAAAUUAUUUACAGAAUAUAUUCCGACUCAGUAUUUGCUUUUGUUUGGUUUUUUGCAUUUUUAGUUCUGAAUGUUAAUAUUAAUGUUAAACCUCAACUAUAAAGCUACGUUUCCAAAGCAUUGUUUUGAUGGAUCCAUGGCAAACUGGCUAUGUAUGUUUUAAAAGGUUUGAGUUCACUGGGUUUUAGUUAACAACUAUGAGAUUCACCAGGGUUGAUAUUUUUAUAGUUUUUCAGAUGUAACCUUGUAGAAUCAUGGACUGGAGGAUCAUGGGUAUUACUAUAUGUCCAAAUGCGUAGUACUCUGUGUCAUUGCCCAAACUGUGAGUGUAUCAUGUCCCAAUUUGGCAGUCAAAUUAUUGUAACCCAUUCGAUGUUGAACAUUAAGUGUUGCGAAAAGAGUCGUUUGUGCAUGUUACAAACGCUGAUGGAUGGUGAGUCGAUCCGUCUGUCUCCUGCUCAGGGGUGGGGGAGGUGGGAGGGGGUCAUAAAAUGGCAUUGUGACGUGUAGUGUGGUGGAAAAGAAAAUAAGUGAAAAGUGUUAUCAUUAUGAUCUCUGCCAUCAUGUUGAAGAUGGAAUUGAUUUAAAACCCAGUUUUUGACCAGUUUGAGGAAAAAAAAAAAUCUCUGGUAAUUUGGAUGCACAUUCAUGGUCACGGUCCAGCAACGGGAAGUGGACCAGCUACGGAAGCCUUUAAGGCGAUACAUGCACACAACGGGUCACCGCGUUAUUGCAGUGAGAGAUCAAGAAUAAACAAAACCGCACCUGAAUGGCAAUGCCACUUCAGACUGCGAAAGUUUUAAACAUGAGUGCCUAUAAUUUAUGAAAUUGUGAUUACUCUGGUGUCUUUGUUUGCAUUUUAUAAGUUUCAUUUUUUUGUGCCAACAGAGUUGAUUUUGCCAUUAUUAUUUGCUUCAGGGGUCUCUGCAUUUCUUUCUUGAGUUUUUGGCUGAUACAUUAUUAUUUUUUUGGUUUUUGUAAUUGCUUUGAUAACAUUUAUAUGUAUGUUAUAAACGCUUUGAUAUUUAUGACUAAAUGCUCUGAUGUAAUAAGAGGCUUAUUUAUUAAAACAGAGCGAAACCUGUGCACAGUGCGAGGCAGCGUUGGUGGGACGUCUGAGCCUGGUCUGGGCAUGAGGACACUCGUGCCACACCAUAUUGUGGACAGUUUUGUUAAACAUUUUUAUAUCUCCACAAACAUGACGCUCAGUUUUUUCCCCUGUGUUCACAUUUCAAAUAAAAUGUCUAAAAUGG
Messenger RNA from Pangasianodon hypophthalmus (striped catfish), 4422 nucleotides. It is a transcript of the gene slain2, whose product is annotated as SLAIN motif family, member 2. The coding region runs from base 783 to 2603 and encodes 606 amino acids. The transcript has 9 exons. The record is from RefSeq and is a predicted model, not a curated record. Lineage: Eukaryota; Metazoa; Chordata; Actinopteri; Siluriformes; Pangasiidae. Gene Ontology annotation, cellular component: microtubule plus-end. Gene Ontology annotation, biological process: cytoplasmic microtubule organization; positive regulation of microtubule polymerization; microtubule nucleation.